AUGUGGCGCCAGAAGCUCAAUUUCGUGAGCUUACACUACGUCUACAUCACGUUCAUGGGUCUGCUGAGCUUUGCCAUUCUGUACCCGUAUGGAAACAUCAGCGCAAUCGACGCCUACUUCUUCGGGGCCAGCUCCUCCACGGGGUCUGGCCUCAACACAGUCGAUCUCAAGGAACUCAAGACCUACCAGCAGUUGUACUUGUACUUUGUGCCCAUGUUCACGAACCUCGGCUUCGUUACCAUCAUCGUUGUCGUCGUACGUCUAUUCUGGUUUCGGAGAAAACUGAAGAACGCUGCGCCCAUUCUCCUCCAGCGAAACCGACGCCUCAACCAUGAAUCAAAAGACGAUCUUGAGCUUGGCUCCAAGAUCCUGCCAACCGAGACGCCAGAACAGCGGCCGGUCCCUACACGGACGGUGACAGAUAACGCUGCCGUCGCCGUGGAGCAACUACCACGGAUCGAGGCUAGAAGCCACACAGAGCCGGCUCCAGAUCAUGGUCAUCUCUCCCAGAGUGAGAUGAGUGAAACUGAGCCAGCGAUCGAGGAAGAAAAGGUGUUGGAGAAGGUUGGCUCGGGCGCGAGGAUCACAUUCGACCCUUCAACUAACCUUCACCCUAAACGUGACACGGCACUUUACAUCCCUGGACCGCGAGAUCGGGAGGAGGGCAAGGAAACCAUCGAGCAGGUUGCCCGCGUCAACUCGACGCCUGUGCCUGGUCUCCGUCGUCGCUUGACAUCUGGAUCCCGACUUGCCGAAACCCGCUCGAUGGAGCGCGUCGUCACUGUCGCCUCGUCCAUGUUCGUUAUCGGCAGUACCAGAGAGCCUCAGAAAGAGCGCUCUCUUACAAGGACGUCGACCAUUGCCGCCGGCGACUUUCCACAGUUGUCCCGAGAGGUUACUAUUGGGCGGAAUUCGCUUUUCCACAACUUGUCGUCCAAAGAUCGCGAGGAGCUGGGCGGUAUCGAGUAUCAGAGCUUGAAGCUGCUGCUCAAGAUCGUUCUUAUAUACUUCUUCGGCCUUCACUUGAUUGGCGUAAUCUGCCUCAUUACCUGGAUUCAAUACGCCAAUCCCAAGUACACCAAUUACAUUGCAGAAUGCGGGCAGGACAAAAUCUGGUGGGCCAUCUACUCAGCUCAAACCAUGACAGACAACCUUGGCUUCACUCUCACCCCUGACUCGAUGAUCUCGUUCAACGAUGUUCCAGCCCCCAUGCUGAUCAUGAGCUUCCUUACCCUCGCCGGGCACACCUGUUACCCAAUCGUCCUCCGCCUGGUCCUCUGGACCAUUUCAAAGCUCGCACCUCGCCAGCCAUCGAUCCGAGAACCGCUUUCUUUCCUCCUCAACCACCCUCGACGCUGUUACACGCUGCUAUUCCCUAGCGGACCGACAUGGGCGCUAUUCGGGAUCCUGCUCACCCUCAACAUCAUCGACAUUCUUCUCAUCAUCUUACUCGAUCUCGACAACGACGCCGUCGCAAGUCUCCCCGUCGGAAAGCGUGUUGCUGCCGCCAUCUUCCAGUCCGCCAGCUCUCGACACACUGGUACUACGAGUUUCAACCUGGCGGAUGUUAACCCCGCCGUGCAGAUGAGCUUGCUGGUCAUGAUGUAUAUCUCUGUCUACCCCAUCGCCAUCGCCAUUCGAUCCUCAAAUACAUACGAGGAACGUUCCCUGGGGCUUUACGAGGCGGAUCGGCAGCCUACCGAAGAGAAGGGCGGUUCGUACUUUGUGACACAUCUGCGGAACCAGCUUAGUUUCGAUCUAUGGUACAUUUGUCUUGGAAUCUUUUGCAUUUGCAUAGCGGAGUCGAACCGCAUUAUGGAUGCGAAUGAUCCGGCAUUCAAUGUUUGGCCUGUUUUGUUCGAGGUUGUUUCGGCAUAUGGCAACGUCGGCCUGAGUCUGGGUUAUCCAACGGUCUCAACAUCUUUCAGUAGCCAAUUCUCCACCUUCAGCAAGCUCGUCGUCUGUGCGAUGAUGCUCCGUGGACGUCAUCGCGGGCUACCCUACGCAUUAGAUCGCGCCAUUGUACUACCUAACGAGCGGUCGCUGGGUAUCGAUGCUACCGCUGCUGGGGGGGAUCACGAGCACCGCGAGUGAUAUACUUUGGAAGGUCGCCCUUGGAUGAUUGGCAUGAACAACUCGUUUUGUACAGCGCGUCUGGAACUGGAAAGCUCACGCUCGUUGGCUUGUUUACAUGGCUCUGAAAAGAGUCAGGGAGUAGCAGAGGAGCCGAUCCUCCGAAGUGGACUCUUAACAAUAAGCCAUAGGCAUGUGUUGAUGCCUUAUGGCUGACGCUCUAAAACACUGUCAUGGCCAACAACGACUUUGAUCCAG
Fusarium redolens is the source of this 2331-nucleotide messenger RNA. RefSeq names its product cation transport protein-domain-containing protein. The record is from RefSeq and is a predicted model, not a curated record. Gene Ontology annotation, molecular function: high-affinity potassium ion transmembrane transporter activity. The coding region runs from base 1 to 2094 and encodes 697 amino acids. Gene Ontology annotation, cellular component: plasma membrane. The transcript has 10 exons. NCBI's taxonomy places the organism in Eukaryota, Fungi, Ascomycota, Sordariomycetes, Hypocreales, Nectriaceae. Gene Ontology annotation, biological process: potassium ion import across plasma membrane; intracellular potassium ion homeostasis.